GUCACCGCCAUAUUGGACCUUAUAUAUACUGUCAAUGACCGGGUCGGAGCUAUUAUAAGAAUAAGAUAUUUAUUAGGGCCCGAGCACUGUUCUUUUGCACGUGACGUCACAACUACUGGCUGGCGGGCAAGAACAUCGUUCUCCAGCAACGGAACCCAGUAAACUAACGUUAAUCAAGGAUUUCGCCAGGACGUCGCCAGUUUUUAUCUACUAAAGUUGGCGUUUUGAGGUGAAAACGACAUGCCAGAUAGUUGUUGUGCGACUGGAUGCACUAACCGCCGAGGAGAUAAUCCGGGGUUAUGUUUUCACCGGAUCCCAUCUGAUAAGGAGAAUCCUGAGAGAAGACAACUAACGUUAUGGAUACAGGCUAUCAGACGUGCAACCGUUUCAGGAAAUGGGACCUGGCAACCUUCACAGUAUACACGUCUGUGCAGUGAUCAUUUUAUCAAAGGUGCCAAAUCUGAUGACCUGCUGUCCCCUGAUUGGGUUCCAUCCGUCUUCUCUCACACCCCUGCCACCAAAAAGAGGAAAAGGGAGAAAGACAUGGAAAGGUAUGAGCAGCACAACAGAAUCCCAAUCAAGAGGAUGGAGGCGGAAAAGAAACAAGAUGCUGUGGAUGUCCUCUUGGAACUGUCAGUAGAGCCUGUGCCACAACAGUGUCUCAGCAAUCACUGCAAAGAUGCCAUUGCAGAGGUACUGCAGGAGUGUGAUGACCUCAGGGAGGAAAACCGCAGGCUGAAAACCAAAUUAGGAAUAUUGGACGAACAGGCUUUUGCAAAUGACGAUGAAAAAGUGAAAGCACUGACUGGACUCCCCACGUUUGCCAAGCUGCAAGUAGUUUUAUUUAGUGUUAUUUUAUGUCUUCCGACACACGCAACCCUCUCUCCUUUCCAGCAACUUCUUUUAACUCUUAUGAGGAUGAAAAUGAACCUGUCCCUUGCUCUACUUAGUGUUCUCUUCCAAAUCUCGAUAGCGACAGCAAGCAGAACUUUUAGAACUACCCUAGACAUGCUACAUGCAAAGCUUGUCCCAUCAUUUUUAUUUUGGCCACAGAGAGAAGAGCUUCGGCUGUCAAUGCCCAUGAUAUUUAGACAAACUUACCCUAGAUGUGCCUGCAUAAUUGACUGUUUAAAAUUUUUUAUAGAAAAUCCCAAAGACUUAGAAGCAAGAGCACAAACAUAUUCGACCUAUAAACAUCAUCACACCAUGAAAUACCUAAUAGGCAUAUCACCACAAGGAACAGUCAUAUUCAUAUCUAAGGGAUGGGGAGACAGAACAUCAGACAAACGUGUCACAGAAAAUUCUGGGUUUCUGGAAUGCAUCAGUGCAGGUGAUGUAAUACUGGCUGAUCAAGGGUUUAACGUGGCAGAGUCUAUUAGCUUGUAUAAUGCUGAGCUGAACAUCCCAGCUUUCACUAAAGGAAGGAAACAAUUGAGCCCAGUGGAGCUGGAGUCCACACAUGGACUUGCCUCAGUAAGAAUCCAUGUAGAGAGAGUUAUCGGUGAAACAAGAAACCGAUACACUAUACUACAAAGUACUAUUGGUAUCCAGAUGUGUGAAGCUGAACACCCCAAAGGGUUAACAGUUUUAGACAAAGUAGUCCAUGUGUGUUGUGCCCUUACAAACGUGGCACCCUCAAUUAUUCCUUCUGGUUAAACACUACUGAAUACAGUACAACAUUAAUACAAUGUAAAUAUACAAUGAUUUAUUUAUACAAACACACGCACAAACUACACACACUAAAAAACAUGUAUGUACAUAAAUGUAUUACAUUUUCACUUUGAAUACCUAUGUGCAUUGUAUUUAUUUGUAUUCAUCUGUUUAUCUAUGUAUGUGCAUUGUAUUUAUUUAUUGAAUAAAUCUGUAUUUGUCUGUCUAACAGUACAAUUCAAAAUUCA
Dicentrarchus labrax (European seabass) is the source of this 1898-nucleotide messenger RNA. RefSeq lists its product as uncharacterized. Lineage: Eukaryota; Metazoa; Chordata; Actinopteri; Moronidae. The record is from RefSeq and is a predicted model, not a curated record. Bases 241 to 1656 code for a protein of 471 amino acids. The transcript is spliced from 3 exons.